GCAUGCGCUGGCGCCGCUCGGCAGCAUCCGCAGUGGAGUCUUGCGGCAUGACUGGGUGGCCGCCAAGGUGCGAGGCCCCGGGGGGGAGUUGGCGUACCUGGUGGCCAAGAAGUGCAGCGACGGCGACAUUGUGGUCACGUGCUGCGACAGCAUGCAUGAGGCCGACGAGGCGGGCAUCGACGUCGUGAAGGGCUGCAAGCGUGGUAUGGCCACCGCGUGGCAGAAGAGGGCGACCGGCCGGGGGCGCAGCGUGCGUGACGUCAUCCGCCACGUGUGCCUGAUGCGGCCCUCCUACAACAUGAUCGUGGAGAACUGCCAGGACUUCGCAAGGGGGGUGCUGGCGUGGCACAACGCGCGCCGGUGA
This is a messenger RNA of Ostreobium quekettii, 364 nucleotides long. The record is from the annotation of a GenBank genome assembly. NCBI's taxonomy places the organism in Eukaryota, Viridiplantae, Chlorophyta, Ulvophyceae, Bryopsidales, Ostreobiaceae.